AUGAGAACUGAUCACGCAGCUCUCCAGUGGCUCAAGACUGUUAGAGCGCCUGAAGGGCAAUUGGCAAGAUGGCUAGGCUUGCUUGAACAAUAUGACUAUCGCAUGGAACAUCGUCCUGGCAGGAUCCACGGCAAUGCUGAUUGUCUUAGUCAGCGUCCCUGUGAACCUGGCUGUGGACAUCACUGGACCAUUGCCCACCACAACCUGGGGCAACCAUUACAUCUGUGUUGCUAUGGAUUAUUUCACAAAGUGCCUGAAGCUUACGCUGCUCCCAACCAUGAGGCAGAAACCAUGGCGGAGAUACUGGUUAAGCGGUUGUUCGUUAGAUUUGGGAUCCCAGAUGAGAUACAUUCAGACCAGUGUCGAGAAUUCAAGGUCCAGGUCUUCCAGGAGUGCUGCCAGCUGCUAGGCCUGCGCAAGAUAAGAACAACUCUUUUGCAGUCUCAUUCAGAUGGGAUAGUGGAAAGAUUUAACUGCACUCUCAUACCAGAACUGGCUAUGUACUGUACGGCCAACUGGGACCACAGACUCCACACUCUCCUCAUGGCCUGCUGA
Scylla paramamosain (green mud crab) is the source of this 555-nucleotide messenger RNA. RefSeq lists its product as uncharacterized. Gene Ontology annotation, molecular function: nucleic acid binding. The transcript is spliced from 2 exons. The record is from RefSeq and is a predicted model, not a curated record. Gene Ontology annotation, biological process: DNA integration. Bases 1 to 555 code for a protein of 184 amino acids. NCBI's taxonomy places the organism in Eukaryota, Metazoa, Arthropoda, Malacostraca, Decapoda, Portunidae.